CCGCUCGCGGACGGAGUGUUUUUCUGUGAGUCUCGGGAGCGUGUAAAUAGUCGUGACUUUGGCUCCUGUCGUCCGUUUUCUGCUAUGUGAGACGGAGGCUGCAAUAUAAAUCACAAGGGCUGCUGCAAGGCAAGUUUUCACCCAUAUAAGGGUUGUUGUUGCUGUAAAUAUUACGUGUUGUUUGUGCACCGAGGUGCCUCCUUUUCGAUACUUUGUGCCGAAAGUCGUACGGAAACUGGACUGACCUCUAUGCAGAAACGCGACCUUUGCUGUCACCGCCCGAAUCUUGGUUGCUUAUUCGGAGGAGAAAGGACCCCGCUGGCCAGUACCCAUGCACAUGAAACCUUGGAACCACGCACGUGAAACUCUGGAACCAUGCAUGUGAAUUUCAUCUGAUCUGUGGAACCAUGCAUGUGAAAAUUAUCUGAUCUGUGGAACCACACACUUACAUGUUCCUCAGAUCCAUGCACAUGAAAAUCACCUGUUGUUUGGAACCAUGCAUGUGAAACUGAAGUGUUCUCUGGAACCACGCACAUGAAAUGUGUUAUGUUGAAGUCCACACAUGAAACGUGAACUGUUGAAGCACACAGGUGAAACUUGUUCCGCUUAUAAUCCACGCACGUGAAACGGCUAAACCAUGCAUGUGAAACUGACGUGUUUGGUGGAACCACGCAGGUGAAACGUGUUCCAUGGAACCACACCUGUAAAACGUUCUGUCGAAGCACGCACGUGAAACGUGAUCUGUAGAACCACGCCCGUGAAACAGUAAAACCUGAAACCAUGCACGUGAAGCUGACGUGUUCGGUGGAGCUGGACUGCUGUCCGUGCUGCGACUGCGGACAAUGCUGCUGCGGGUCGAGCACGGCGGGAUCGGAACCUCGCGACGCAGGCUCGGAGCUCGGGGAUGGAACAGACGCCGGCGAGCAGACGUACUACCGCAAACAGGCGCAGACCAUCUCGGACUUUGCGGCGGGCUCCACGCUGCACGGCCUGCCGCACAUCUUCCCGGACGCUCCCCUCAGCAUCAGGCAGGUGGCCUGGGCGCUGGCCUUCAUCGGGAGCCUGUCUGUGCUGCUGUAUCAGUGCUCCGACCGAGUCAAGUUCUACUUCCAGUACCCGCACAUCACCAAACUGGACAUGGUGCUGGCCGAGCGGCUCGACUUCCCAGCCAUCACCAUCUGUAACAUGAACAUGUUCCGCUGGAAACAGUUCACGCAGAACGAUCUCUGGCACAUGGGGAAAGGCCUCAAUAUUUUAGAUGAAAAUAAUAACCUUCGCUGCUCUGAAUAUGCAACCCCGGGAGACAUGGAAGCGUUAAAAAACAAGGCAAACUUCGAUUCUUUUAAACCCUCGCCCUUCAGCAUUAUGGAGUUUGCCAACAGAACCGGGCAUCAGAUAGAGUCGUUUCUCUUAGACUGUAAGUGGAAAAAUUUCACCUGUGGGCCGGAAUACUUCACACCUGUGUUCACUAGGUAUGGGAAGUGCUAUACCUUCAACUCCGGGAGUCCGAACCAGCCUGUGCUGAAAACGCUGAAGGGCGGCAUCGGCAACGGGGUGGAGUUUUUCCUCGACGUUCAGCAGGAGGACUACAUGCCUGCAUGGGGAGAGUCAGAUGAAGUAACGUUUGAGGUGGGCUUCAAGAUUCAGCUGCACACGCAAGAAGAGCCACCCUUCAUUCAUGAACUGGGCUUUGGCGUGGGGCCUGGCAUGCAGUAUUACGUUUCAACACAAGAGCAGAGGAUCACCUACCUGCCUGCUCCUUGGGGUCAGUGUAAGGCCGAAAACGACCUGACCUUUGACUUUGCCAAGUACACCACGUCGGCCUGUCGAAUCGACUGUGAGACCAAGUUUGUGGUGAGCCAGUGUGGCUGUAAGAUGGUGCACAUGCCAGGGAACUUCCCCAUCUGCACUCCUGACAUUUAUGUGGAGUGUGCUGACCAAGCCCUCGAUUUUCUGGUGAAGUCUGACAACAAGAAGUGUGUUUGCGACACGCCCUGCAACACAACCCGCUACAACCUGUUUAUGUCCCACGUCAAGUUCCCCAGCGAGCAAGCCGUCAAGUAUCUGGCUAGAAAGUACGGCAAGCCUGAAGACUACUUCAGGAAGAACACUCUGGUGAUGAAUAUCUUCUUCGAGGCGCUAAACUAUGAAACUAUUGAACAGCAAAAGGCCUAUGAGGUAGCCUCCCUGCUGGGUGACAUUGGUGGACAAAUGGGCCUGUUCAUUGGCGCCAGCAUCCUGACUAUUCUGGAGCUCUUCGACUACCUCUAUGAGGUACUGAAGGACAAGUGCACCGAGCGUCGCCACCAGCCACGCUCCGAGUCCAACGCCGUCUCGGUGAACCUGGAGGACUGCAAACGGGACAACAGCCGUGCCCCGCUCAGCUAAACAGGACGACUACAGGACGAUAGUAGCA
This is a messenger RNA of Branchiostoma belcheri (Belcher's lancelet), 2416 nucleotides long. Its product is annotated as acid-sensing ion channel 1-like. The transcript has 9 exons. Gene Ontology annotation, biological process: sodium ion transmembrane transport. Gene Ontology annotation, cellular component: membrane. Bases 781 to 2388 code for a protein of 535 amino acids. The record is from RefSeq and is a predicted model, not a curated record. Gene Ontology annotation, molecular function: ligand-gated sodium channel activity. Lineage: Eukaryota; Metazoa; Chordata; Leptocardii; Amphioxiformes; Branchiostomatidae.